Molecule: messenger RNA, 803 nt
Organism: Hyaloscypha bicolor E
Lineage: Eukaryota; Fungi; Ascomycota; Leotiomycetes; Helotiales; Hyaloscyphaceae
Exons: 1
Coding region: 143-655 (170 amino acids)
Source: RefSeq, a predicted model, not a curated record
GAGAAACUACCGAGACAAUGGUCUUUGAGGUAGAGUAAAGUUACACCUUAGAUGAUAUUCUGGACUGGUUCUGGAAGAACAAGAUUCUUGAACUUCUGUGUAUCCCAGUCCUACUACUCUGAGUCCUUCGGAAAGUCAUUUUAUGGAGCAGCUAAAGAUCUGGCCAGGGACCCGUGAGCAGGCUUUUGACGUCUGUUCUAAAUCUUACUUGGACAGGUCCAGAAUGUUUCCCUUAUUGUCCGAGUCUACGACGAUCCUGACCACCAUCGCCUUCGGCAACUCCGCUGAUCUGGAAGCAGAAUGGAUCGGGUCUGACAAUCAAGGAAAGAUGGAGAGCUUCCUGAUGCCACGGUCCUUGAAAACUGGAUUGCUGUUGUAUGAUGAAUGUGAGCUGGAAUUGAUCACCUAUUGCAGCUGGUCAGUGAAGGCCCACAGGCUGCCCCGGAGACAAUAUUGCUUCGAUAACGAGUAUCAACGUCCAGUGCUACUGUGCGGAAUUCCCGAGAGAACACUCUUGGGCCUGAGGACUCUUUUACAACGAAUUUAUUUGAUACGUGGCUCAAUGCGUGUUGCGGAAGAUCGAAUCAUAGCAAGCGCUACAAAUCAAAAUCCUCCAUCCAUUCAUUGCUGCUGUUUUAUUGAAACGGGUGUCUAAGCGUCUGCCAGCAGUGCUACUUUCGACAUUAUGUGUACAGAGUCUUCUCUUUUUGCGACCAAUGUGCAACGUCCUUCUCAAACCCCGUGAAGCCGAUCUUCAAUCCUGGAGAAUCGUCCCGCAUGCAUCCUUCGGCUUGACUGCGCCC